Messenger RNA from Penicillium verrucosum, 780 nucleotides. Its product is annotated as NYN domain-containing protein. Lineage: Eukaryota; Fungi; Ascomycota; Eurotiomycetes; Eurotiales; Aspergillaceae. Gene Ontology annotation, molecular function: RNA nuclease activity. The transcript has a single exon. The record is from RefSeq and is a predicted model, not a curated record. Bases 1 to 780 code for a protein of 259 amino acids.
AUGGCUUGCAAUAAAAAUUCCAAACUUGUGGUUCUCGUUGACGCCGAUAAUGCGCAAUCCUCCAUCGCUACAGACUUGCUUGCAGAGGUCGCAAAAUAUGGCAUAGCUCAUGUAAAGCGGGCCUACGGGGACUGGACCAAUACUGGAUUGAAAGGAUGGAGCGAUGUGCUACUCAGGAAUUCAAUUCAGCCCAUCCAGCAGUUUGCGUACACCCACGGCAAAAACGCAACCGAUUCAGCUAUGAUCGUAGAUGCGAUGGAUCUCUUACACUCGGGCCACUUCGAUGGCUUCUGCCUCGUCUCUAGUGACAGCGACUUCACUCGGUUAGCCACUCGGAUCAGGGAGUCUGGACUAAAGGUAUAUGGGUUUGGGGAGCGCAAGACGCCUAAGCCCUUCGUCGCUGCGUGCGAUGAAUUUAUCUAUACCGAAGACCUCAAGUAUCUCCCAGAAUUUGCCCCGAAUUCCAAUAGGGUCGAAGUGCCUAAAGCCCAUUCUCCAGUUCAAGAUGCCCGACAUAAUGAUAUCUCAGAUAGUCAGCUGAACAGUUCGGUAGAGACGAGUCUCGAUGAUAGUGGGUGGGCUCGGCUAUCUGAGGUCGGCGGGCAACUCAUAAAUCGACACCCAAACUUCAACCCCUCCACACAUGGAUAUUCUAAGCUCAGUGACCUAAUUAUUGCUUCCCCUCACUUCGACCUUGAGAAACGACCUCCUAAACCAGGCGAAACGCCUGAUUUAUUGGUCCGAAAACGAAAAACCUCUGGUGGAAAUUCGCAAGUCUGA